AAGCAUCGGGAGACCUUUAACAUCCGAUUCUCUCCCUCGUCGUUCGGCCAUUCGUCGGUCAGUCAGCAACGGAAACACUUAUUUAGCCGCACGCAGUGGACGCUGCACGCUCCUUCUCUCUCCACCUCCAUCUUCGUCUCCAAUCAAGCCGCCGAUCCGCAUCCCAGGUUUAUCGCCCGGGUGGUUAUCGCCGGAUAUUUUCGCUGCAAGAGAUAAAGUUCAACCGUCGCGGCAAGAUCUCCAUAGAUCGCAUUUCCGUAUAAUUUAAGAUCUCUCUCAGUGAAACUUUCAAGCAUCGGAGGUGACGAUAGAAGCCACGAGAACAAGAAAUCGGGCAGAGUACAGUGAUCGGUGCAAAGAUCAUUUAUCGUGAAAGUUCUUUCUUCCGGUGGUGAUUCUCCCGUGAAGAUAUACUGCCAGGAUCGCAUAUCAGCGAAUUUCUGGCGAAACAACAAGGCGAACUUCGACAGAUGCACGUCGAGGAAUGAGGACCAAUCUGUGGUAGAAGCAAUCUCGCAAAUUCCGGAAGCGAAUAAGGGUUGCUUGCCCCCCGGAAACCAUGACUGCCAAGGCGAUACUACUUCUUGCGCUUGCAUGCGCGAUAACUGCUGUGCAAGGAGAGAUUGCCAAGGACCCAUCGCAGUGCGGCCGAACAAAAUGCAGGGUUCCGUCGGAAAGAAAAUUCAAAUAUCACGAAGAUGUUCACUAUGUGUAUAAGUAUUCCGUGGAUUUGAGUACGAAUCUGGGUUAUCAUCAGGUGUCGUCUCGUCAUUCAAAAAAUGAUUCAGCUCUGCACAUUGACGCUACCCUGUCCGUACAUUUCAACAAUCCUUGCGAGGGUACUUUAAGAAUUCUAAAUGCCAGUAUCAGCCACGAUCGUAGUACGUACAAUCCCGAGUUUCCGGAUCGCGCUGGCUCCGAGUUCAAGGCCAGCCUCGAGCGUUACACACUGACGUUCACCUUUGACGAUGGGCUGAUCCAUGAACUAUGUCCGGAUCGGCGUGAGCCGGUCUGGGCAUUAAAUAUCAAACGGGGUGUUCUCUCGAUGCUGCAGAACACCAUGCGGCGUUUUGACGUGGAUCAUCGUGGUGACGAGGUAGAUGUUUACGGUAUCUGCGAAACCAAUUAUCACUUGUAUGAGGCCAAGAAAACCAGUUUGAUCGUCAAGAAAAGCAAAUACCUGGCUGAUUGUCAAAAAGGUCCCAAAUACUUUUCCAUCGUACAGUCGAAUCCUUAUCAAAGUCCGCGAAAACAACACCGAGAACAUGGGUUAUUCCAUUCGCGCAGUGAUUGCGAGAUUACGAUCGAUCAUAAUGUCUAUGAGAAAGUAGUCUGUGACGAGAUGCGAAUACUUCAACCGCUCUCCAAUGGCAAUGAAGCCGGCGCCAGAACGGACUCUCGGGCAAUCCUUCAGCUGGUUCAAGAAACGACGGAGAGUUUCAGUCACGAAUUCGAAGAGGAUGAAGAUAAUGAUGAUGAGGAAAAAGAUGAGGAUAACUUCGUGCAAAGUGCAUCUCGCAUAAAAAGGACCACGUUGUUGUACGACCACGCGAAGACUUUGAAGACUAUGCACGGCGAGUUGCGCACCUCCAGAGACUUACUAAAACAUAUGUGCAGGCUUGGGAGUACCGACGAGUUGCAGCAGAGAUAUUCUGAAAUAUUUACUAAUUUCAUCCAAUCGGCUCGCUUCCUGGAUUAUCCCUCGUUGUCACAGCUAUUCAACAGAGCUAACAGCAUUUGCAAAAAUGGAAAAAAGCACAUUGUCGCAGCACUGCCAUAUUUAAACAGUAACGCUGCGGUAAAGGUGAUGAAUGAUCUGAUAAUCAAGAAAUACGUCAAUGAGGCGACCAUCAACGAUUGGAUCAUUACUUUCGCUCUGUUUCCACAACCAGAUCAGGAAACCAUCAAGGCUCUUUCAAAUCUACUGGAUUUCCAGCAUCAAAUUCCUCACGUUCAGUUUAUUCUUAGCUACUCUACGAUCAUUCAUACGUACUGCAAAAACAACGAUGCCGAUUGCAUUGAUUUGGAGGAGGUAAACGUGCUUCUAUCGCAUCUUGAACAGAAAAUUUCACAAGGUUGCGAACCGAGUUUUCACUCUUCUGAUACAAUAAAAGAAACGCUCGAAGCUUUGAAAGCAAUUGGUAACAUGGGACUUGAAACAAAAAGCUUGCGAAGAGAACUGAAGAAAUGCAUCGACGACACUGGAGGAUUCUUACCUAUGGAAGCUCGCAUCGCAGCCGUCGAUGCUUAUCGUAGGCUGCCGUCCUGCGAAGAGACUCGGGAUGAAUUCUUCCUCGAUUAUUACCGUAAUACAACGUUAGACACGGAGAUCCGUAUUGCCUCUUACUUACAGGUGAUGCGUUGCCCCGAUUACAACGUUAUCAAGACUAUUAAGCACACUCUUAAAGUAGAAGAAGUCAAUCAAGUUGGUUCUUUCGUAUGGAGUCAUUUGACAAAUCUUUACAACUCUGCCUCGCCUACUAGAGUCGAGAUCCAAAGUCUGCUGACGGAUCGGGACAUUGGCAACAAGUUCAACAGCGACGUUAGAAAGUUCUCGCGUAAUUACGAGAACUCCUUUUACUCCGAGGAGUACAAUGUUGGCGUGAAUUAUCAAACGAAUCUGAUCUUCUCGCCGAAAUCAUAUGUGCCACGAUCGCUCACUUUCAAUGUGACCGCCGAUCUCCUCGGGCAAUCUGUGAAUCUAUUUGAGAUCACCGCACGAAUGGAAGGCUUCGAAUAUUACGCGGAGAAUCUCUUUGGACCGGAUGGCAUUUACAGAAACGAACGAAUUUCGAAUUAUCUACAGAAUUUUCUCAGACGUUUUAGAUCGGCAUCGGAGAAUGAGAAUUAUUGGGAUGGUGUGAAACGGUUACCGAAUGUUAUCGACAACAAUUUCGAUCAUCCAAAAUUAAGUCUCGGUUACAAGAUAUUUGGAAACGAAUUAUUAUUUAUGAUGUUGGACGGUGACAAACAGGUGAGGACUGCACUGGCGAAUUUCAAUCCUGUGCAGAGAAUAAAUGAGUUUCUAGCUAUGCAGGAGAUUCUCUAUGAGAAAACCGGGAUGUUUUUGGAUUCUUCUUAUGUAGUACCAAUGGGGUCCGGUCUGCCAAUUCGUUUGGACCUUGCCGGUUCCGCGGCUUGCUACUUCAAGAUAUCAAAAAUGCUUAACAAUGCUCGAUUUUCCGAUAACCAAUUUCAACUCACUGCUAACAUCGCUUCCAGUAUAAGUGUUGAUAUGAUGAGCACAAUGACGGUGGAUGCUUUUUAUAAAUCCGCCGGACUCAAGCUACGAACAAACCUUUAUUCUUCUGGAACAAUGCAGCUUCAUUUGAAUCUGAACAGCACCCGUUUAGUGCACGUGAGUCUGGGUUUACCGAACCGCAAGAUAGAAUUGUUCUCAUUAGUCUCGGAUGUUGCUCUCGUCAAAAGCAACGGUGGCAAUGUUCAAGAGAAACCAUUGGGUAUCUUGGUAGCCGAUCAGAAGAAUUCGCGAUAUCCUGUAAUUGUGCCCCAGAAUAUUGUCAGCAACACUACCUGCAGCUGGGCCGCCUUAGAUAGAUUAAUAGGCUUAAAAAUGUGCACCGAUUAUCAAUUUACAAACGUGACUAGGGAUCCCGAUGCGCCUUAUUUCAUUUUGAAUGGUCUCACGCUUUUCAAAGUUUCCUUGAUCAAAGCCGAUCCAACCGCAAAAAAUUACGUGUUGGAGUAUAGCUGGAACAACACCGAGAAAUAUAACACGCUUAAAUUAAUGUUCGACACACCUGGCUCACAGGUGAACAGGGAGAUAAGUGCUGUUAUCAUUUUUGACAUAAUAAAUAAUAACGUUUCUGCUUUAUUUCAUUCGGCUGGUAAUUCUCUAAUUGCUAAAGGUGCAUAUAAACGUACCGAAGAUGAGAUUUUUAUGGAUAUAGGUUUUGAUAUUAAUGGCACGAAGCACUUAGACGCCAGUCUGGGUUACUCAAGAAAGAAAUUCAAUCAUGGUUAUACUUAUUAUCCUACAGCUCAUUUAACUAUCAACAAUGAACGAGUUGCUGCUCUUUCAGGUGCCGUUAGAAAUGCACAGAAGAACAAUAUCUCCCAGUUCGACAUAGAUAUGACCUUCCAAACGAAGCGAGUCUGGAGCAAAUUGGUUGGUUAUAUCGUCAGACGUAACAACAGUCUGGCCGGCGAUUUUCAGCUGGACUAUCAGUUGCAACGUAUGCCGAAGAAAGAGACUCUUCACUUGGAGGUUUCGCUGUCCAAUCGCUCAUCGAAGACGCUAACGCAUAAGGCCGCCGAAAUAAAAUUGCAUUCUAGCGCUUAUCCGCAACUUAACAAUGUAAUAAGCGCCUGGUAUCAACAAGCGCUCGGUCACUUGGAACUUCAUGCCGAAGUGAAUUCCAAUCCGCAUCUUAAGGAUGACCGACACAAACUUACGGCGCAACUUAUUGUCUCCUAUUCGAAGAUGUACUUCCAGAAUCAAGGCACAAAGGUAUCUGCACUGGUAUCCAUCACCAAACCAAUCCAAAAUUUGGACCUCAGGAUGGGAGUCAAUCACCAUGUCGUUGGACCCGAAUCGAAGACUAAUUUGCUCAUAAAAUACGCUCCAGGCAAGGAGAUUAGUUUGUUCGUUAACAUCAUUAUGCCGCGUGGUUUGUUAUUCUCUUUGGAAGGUCACACGAACCUGACAAUUCCGAACUUUAACUCGAUGCUGAUCAAUGCGCGCAUCAAUGAACGUUCGCGAAAUGAAUACGACCUAGAUUUCUCCGGAACAUGGUUCAGCGGUCACAACAUGACUGCGCGUGGCGCUUAUACAGAUCGAUCCGUAGCUGUUAUUGUUAAUCAUCAUUUGAAGAUGAUCGUUAAAUCGCCGAGCUUAGUCAGUCCGAUUUUGUUUAAUUGCCAUUUGUAUCAGAAUCAUAGCGAUUUCAAAGUCAGUCUAUACGCCGAGCAGUUGGACUAUGAUAAGUACGCCUUUGUACUGAACCACACGGCUUUAUCACCAACCAGCUUGAUGUCUUACGUGGAAGCGAGAUAUCGCGGUAACAUGUACUCGGCGAUGACGCACGUCGACACCAUGCGAGAAAUUCGCGUAGAGCUACAUCUGGACAAAUGGCGGGACGUGCAUCUGACCCUGAGCGGAAUCAACAAAGAAAAUCAGAAGGAGUUUGCGGCAGAAAUCAAGUGGGACGCUAAUAGAGAUCCUGCCUUAAAGUUUGGCACGAUGUUGCAGCUGAACAGAAUGUAUCUGAUGAAUGCAACUUCUCCUGGAAUCAAGCGAAGUGCGAUGAUAACGUUGACCUAUCCGGGUCGAUUGGUAACAGGUUCUUGUGACUUGAUUGUACGCAGUCCACAUAUUUAUCUAGUGGAUGUUAUCCUGGACUGGGGUAUGGAGAAUGCGAUUAAGGCGUCGAUCGGCGCCGACUACGUCGUGCAUUCGGAAAUGAUAACGGUCAAGUUGGAAUCGCAAUUAUUGACGCCUUUUGAAAACUGGAAGAAGACUGCUUUAAAUGCAAAAUAUCUGCAACUGUCAAACGAGAUCCUAGCCAGUAGCAGCGCUCAUUGGAAGGACUCUCAGCAUGUGUUGGCGGAGUUUCAUGCUAAAGCGAGUGAGCACAAGGAUCUGAACGAAUGGGCAGCAAACUGCGGCUUAAUCAGCACCGUUCACUCCAACUCAUGGAUAACCGUAAAUGUUACCCAUAAAUUACGCUCGCAAACGGUAGACACACAUUUGUUGAUUAAAUACAAUCCUGACAAGACAAUCGACGCGCGUAGUAUCUGGCAUUUAGACAAGCAAUCGGACGAUGUGUUCAAUCUGACCGGAAAUAUGCAUUUGCAUUCACCCUUGAUAAAUUACCAGAAGAGUGAACUUAAAUGCCAACUGCGCCUCAUGACCAACUGGAAAUUCUUUGGUGCGGCCAAUUUUGAUCUGGAUAAACGCAAAUACACCGGUCAAUUGAUUGGCGAUCUCGUACACUGGAAGGAGUCCAAGGUAGAAUUUAAUGUUACUACGCCGCUAGAGAAGUUUGCCUUUGUUCGUGGCAGAUUCGGCAUGUCGGAAAGUAAUCAUCAUGUGGUGGCGGAAAUCGUCACCCCAAGUGGUCCUAUAGGCGUUGAGGGAUUGUGCCAAAUUUUUACUGCUAUUCAUGACUUCAACGUCAAAUUCAUGCUGGCGACGCCUCUCGAAGUGCUGCAAAAGGCGCUGGUGGUGGCCAAGCUGAAUAGGCGCGAGGCCGACUUUAGGAUCGCCUACAAUAACAUCACGGCUGGCUUUCUCGGCACUUGGCACUAUCAUAAUAUCACCGAUUUCGAUUACAGCUACAUAGUGUUCACGCCUCUCGACGGUCUGCAAGAAUGCGGCGUGAUCACAAGGCUGAUCGUAACGCACACGGAGCCGGCGCAUAUGUUGAGCGUAGAUACAGAAUUCACGGUAACAUUGGCGAAGCUUAAACUCGGCAUUAAGGCUAAGGGUGGACCAAAACCACCGCCUGUUAAAAUACCACUAAAACCGGGGAUUAUAAGUUCCACCGAAUCGUUAGAAGAGGAAGAAGAGUAUGAAGAGGAGGAGGACAUGGAAGAGGACGAUGGUCUCUAUUGGCGAGGAGAAGUGCAGAUAUCGGCCGCAGUAGUGGCAGAUAUAUCAGCUGAGUUGGAUAUCGAUACUGAAGAUGAUACUUAUAAAAUAUUAGGCAUAUUACAAUUUCCACCCGAAAAAAUCGUCAUAGACGACAACUUUUUCAUGGAAGAUAUGUUUCAUAUAAAGAAUGAUCUACAUAUUGAUCUAACGUUUAGCAAUAUUAGAGAAAUAACAGCGCUAAACGCAUUUGUCGUCGAUAUGGAAAAUCUCAACUACCUCAUGGACAUGAAUGUAAACGUCAGAACAAAAGCUAAUAAAUGGUUCGAGACUGGAUUUCGCGGCAAUUAUACGCAUCGAGGUAAUGGGAAAACUCGAAAGAUACAUUUUGUGAAAUUCGACAUAAAGACACCUUUAGAAUUUCUCAAAGACAUUCGUACUGACGCAAUCGUAGCGUUUGAGGGCAAUAUGCACAGGAGUACACUUAUGAUUCGUGGAAAUCAAUUGAUCUUGGAUGCACACGGAAGUAUAAAGGUGGAGCAGGCUUUGUUCGACGGAAUGAUUUCGAUGGCGAUCGAUUCGCCUGUUAUAAAAAUACCUAAAACCAUGAUUGCCGCAAAAAAGGAUUUCACCGGAGAUAGAAAGCAAAUUAACUUUAAUGCAAAAAUGGAAAAACCUGUAUCUAAACAUAUAUCUUUUGAAUCUGGUUGGCAAGUAGACGACCAUCUUGUAAAAGCUUCCGCGAAACUGCAAAGCUGGAUAAAAGCUCUAGAAUUUUUGGAGACUGACAUUCUCUAUAGCAACGCGAUUCUCAUAAAUAAUACUGCCAAAUUAAAUGUACACGUGACGCAUCUCGGCAAUCGAGAGUAUCAGUUGACUGGAAACUUAAACAACGGCAAGAUCGAUGGCGAUCUAUACACGCCACUGUCGGAGAAACCUCAUUUUCAGUUUCACGGUGACUUAAGACAGGUCAACGAAUCCAUCUAUGAUGUCAGAGGAGAGUUGAAAGACGAGCUACAAGCGAAAUCUUACGAUCUCAGCUCUAUCAUCUUUAUGCAAGAUAAUACUAUCAAUUCAGUGGAUGUGAAAGCAGAACCGAAAAGCGCGAACACCAAUCGAUUGAUUUUGAGACUGAAGAGAAAGAGAUAUGGUCUUCUAUUAGAUGUUGAUGGUGGUUUAUUCAACAGUAGCCUCGAUGCAGAGGUAAUCAACCAUUUGAAUUGGCACGUGAGAGCACGCACAGAUAUCCAGAAGACUAAUGUAGAAGUAGAUACCUAUAAGCUGAACACUUUUAUGAGCGUGCAAACAAAUGGCAACAUUACUUUAUAUAUUCGUGCUGAGACACCCUGGAACGACAGCAGAAUCCUGAUGGUGAAAGGCAACAUGACGUUAACCAAUUUGAGUGGCGAUGUCCGGCUGGAUCAACGAUUGAACGACGAUCGAUGUCACGGAAGCAUGCAAUGGAAGUUGAUCUACAUGGAGGAUAUGCUUGUAAAACUGAUCACAGGAUACGAUACUACGGACCUAGGUAAGAAGGAGUUGUCCACUCAAAUGUUUUACAAGAAUCCCGGCCGGUUAUUCAGGAACAUCGACGCGGGCUUCGGUCUCGAUAUUGAUCGAAAGGCGUGGGAAUUUGAAACAAACGCGACCAUUGGUUUUCGCAAUCAGCAAAACAUCGAUGCGGUGUUCAUCAUAAAGUUGCCGCCCCCGAAUAAGGAUGAUCAUCGAUUCCUGAUCAGCUAUCACACUAAUAAAGAGAUGCAGGAUAUUUCUUAUGUAGUGGGCUACAAUACCGUGCUGUCGAAGAGUAAUUACGCUUCCGACGGAUCGAUUCGAAUGGCUACGCGCGACAUUAAUGGACAUUUCCGGCUGACUUGGGGAUUAUCGUCUAUGGCAUCUCUCAACAAUCUUUUCAAUAUAACUUUUGAUAAGAAAGAGAUCAUGUUCAAAUAUUCUCUAUUUACGCCUUUAAUCCCGCAAGAAGAAACGGUCGUGCUUUUCUUCAACUACAACGCUAAUUCCGAUAAACAAAAUUUGAUUAACGCCGAUCUUUAUUACCCCUCAAGACGGCAGAUUGGUACUGCAAGGAUAUCUUAUGAAAGUCUGAUUAAUGUCAAUGGAACUGUUAACACUACGAUACCUAUGGAACAUUUUACAUAUGUUGGCUGUAAUUUUAUCGUACUUACCACUCUGAAACAGAAUAAAAGAUUUGUCGAAUUCUUUUGGCCCAACAAUACGGCUUUGUUGAACUCCGAUUACAAUUAUCAUAGCGAACGAUUGGAUUCGAAUCUAGAAGGCGUUUUGCACGUAGAAGUUCCUUUGCAAGCUCGUCACAUUGGUAUUUUGAACUACGGCUAUAAAAAACGUCCGCAAGUUAUUACUGGCCAUUCGACCUUAAUGUACAAUAACCAAAAGGUGCUGGACGCUCAAUAUAACUCAAAGAGUGAGUCCCGAGCUGGUUUCGACAAGGAUAGUAUUCAGAUCACAGUGGAGAACAUUUACAAGCCCAUAGGCAUUGUCUACGUGAAUCAGUUCGAAUACAGUGCUGGAAACGAGGGUACGAACUAUCCUACUGUGGAGUUCAAACAGGUUAACAUCUACCGACUGGACAACAGCUCGGCGUUCAACAUCGCUGGCGAGUCCAGAAUCCGGACUACCCAUACCGGCCAAAAUAUCCACUUCAAAGCGAUGCAUUUAAACAAGACGGUUCAGUUGAAGACAGACUAUCAGAUUUUGUCCGGCGAGUUUGAUCAGAACACUUGGCUAAGUCUAGCUGAGGAUGCCUGGGUAUCAUAUCACGUGAACAUUCUGAACAAGACUACUGAGGACGUGGACAAUCAAUUUCUUAUCCUCAGUAUCUCUUACCCGCGACGAAACUUCACCCUAGGCGGCUCCUACAGGAUUGCCAAUAAUGAGAUGAACUCCGAAGCGAAUUUACAAUGGGAACGUGACGACGAGAAGUUGAGGAGUAUUGGCGCGGCUUUUGAUUGGAUGAAUAUCACUGAUACGUCACUGGAGAUUGAACAACAAGCUAUACUGAGUUUUUAUCAUCCGACCUUCAAGAAGAACGUUACGUUAAAAGGUGUAUUAAUGAAAAAAGAUUACAGAGAUCUGCUAAAUGUCGCUUUCACAGCGGAUUAUUCCAAUAAUGAGGAUAAAUUAUUGACGUUGUCCGCGUUGCUCAGGGACGAGAGCGACGAAUUGAACAAAAAGUAUUUUUAUAAGAUAGCCGGCAAGCACAUUAGUACUAAAUUGGAUCUCGAUAUUGAAGGAUUUGUUCAUAGAGAAGGAUACGUGCUGCUCGAAACCGUGAAUCACGCUCAAUACACACGCGGUUACAUGCCGAGUGAAACUGGAGAACUUAUUGGUCGAAUUGACCGAAAAUCAAGGGAAAUAAUCUAUCGACGAGUGAACAAUGACGCUAUUAAAUAUUUCGCGAUUGGCUAUUAUCCUUCAUCUUCUCGAUACAUCAUAAAUGGUAGCGUUAUCAAUACACCGGAACUUAAUGCAACUGGCAUUUUCUUCUUGGACACGGAUGAGGAACUCACUUGGAUGAUGGUGAAUUACACACCCGAUGCGACAGUGAGUUUAAGAAUGCACGGCAACAUUCCGGAUGCUCGAAACGCCAUAUUUAAUAUUUGGAGAACCUACGAUGACGACUUAAAAAUUUCAGAUGUUUCUUUCUAUUUAAAAUUGAAUCACUCAAGGCUCGUUACUUCAACUUUACGAUGGCGGCCUGAACUUAAAAACGAUAUUUUUAUCACUGUAAAAACGACUUUUAACGACAUGUCCGAAAGCGUGGAUAAAGAUAUUGAAUAUUGGAAGCAUUAUGUAAAGAACGAAGUAAGAAGUAUUAUCUUGGAUGUGUGGGAGAAUGCUCAAGAGGAUAUCUCGGAAUUCCUUGACGAUUGGAAUGAUUUAAAAAUUCUCGAGCAUGAUUUUGAAGAUCUUAAAAUAUAUUUGAACGAUUCCUACAAUGCAAAUGAUUUUUACAUCAAAGAUAUCGUUGGUUUCGGUAUAUACGUCAUUGAUGAAUUAUCUCUGCGACAUCAUAUUGAAUCCCUUCCUAAUAUCUUCAAUGAAAUCUGGGAAAUAAUGGGCGAGUCUGGCCAAGCUCUACGAAAUUCGUUGGUUUGGUUGAUUGAGACCAUCAAGAAUGCUUACAAUAAGUUAUCCGAGAUUACAGCUGCUGUGCUGAGAGGCGAUUCAUUGUCGCAGGUAGCGAGUACAAUCGAGAACUUGAUCGAAAAGUACGACAUAUUCAUCAAAGACCUGCAUGUGUCUUUCAUCAAAUAUAUUGAAAAUCUCUGGGACACAAUUUUCUCAUCUAUCUCAGACCAAUGGUAUAGCUUUUUGAAGUUAGUGGAACCUCUAUUUAUUCGCUUUGUCCAUUAUGUCGAGACGCUCGUCUGGAAGGCAAGCAAGGAGAUGCUGGACUUCUUGUACGACCGUAAGCAAGAGCUCAUCGCGUCGCCGUAUUUCGAUCGCUUCACUAAUUUUACCCAUGACAUCGAUAAGGUCUACCGCGAUAUCAAGGCGAAUGAUAUAGUGACAAAUGUGCACAAAUAUUCAGGGUUGAUGAUACAGUUUGUAAAGGAGCGCUACUUCGCCUUCGUGCCAUUCGGCAAGGAGCUCAAAGAUGUCGUGGAUGAGAUCGUGUUGGAAUUGAAAGAGCUCAGGAAACUGCCAUCAAUUAACUACGCCAUGGAGAAGUUUGAACAACUGUAUAACAGAAUUGGCUAUUUCUGCGACUACUUCGAGGUCAAGCUCAAAAUAGAGAGUUUCAUCCGGUUAGUGCACUCCAAGAUGAUGGACAUUAGUCAAACAGCGCUGGAAGCUGAGAGCCGCUACAGGGAAGCUAAAACCAUGUUCAUCUUCGAUCCUAAUGAGGGCUUGAUGUGCUUGGAGCAGAAAUUACCCAUGUCUUGGCACGCCUUCAAUCAGACGCCCGAGAUCCAUGAGAUACCGGAGAUCAGAGCGAUCGCGAAUGUUAGGACGUACUUCGUCAUCUCGAACACUACUUUCUGGAGUCUUUACUAUCAGUACAAGCCAUACUCGGAGUUAUCGAAUUGGUUACCGCCAUUUAAAGCGCAAGCCAUGAUUAUUGGCUCUCAACAUUACAUUACCUUCGAUGGACAUUACUUUGACUUUGCUGGAACUUGUACCUAUUUGUUAGCAAAGGAUUUCGUACACGACACUUUCGCAGUUUUGGUGAAAUAUGAUCAACAAGCCGAGGAAGUUACCCACAAGAUUAUUGUGCUAAUAGGAAACAACGCUAUUGAGUUGGAUCUCUUUAACGAUACGAUGAAGCUAAUCUCUCAGAAAUCAGCGGACGUCACGAGCAAUCUGCAGCUGCCAAUUGAAUUGGAUAACAGCACAUAUGUUUAUCAAGUGGAGAACGUGGUGAUGGUAGAGCGCAAAAACAACCAAUUCCGACUGGAGUGUAACCUUAAGUUUAAUCUGUGCACCUUGGAAUUAUCAGGCUGGUAUUAUGGGAAGACGGCUGGUCUACUCGGCACGAUGAGCAAUGAGCAAUUUGACGACACUCUAGGAUCAAACAAGUUGAUUCUUAAGGACACUGGCAGCUUUGCUCAUAGCUGGUCCAUCGACGAGAACUGUGUCGACACAACGAACUACAUCAGUAGGACUGAACAAGAAGACGACACAAUAUACACGCUCUGCGACGAACUGUUCGUGAAUAAAAGCUCAGAAUUUGGAGUCUGUUUUAGCGUAAUCGAUCCAACCAAGUACGUUGAUAUGUGCCUGAGUAGCCUCACUGAAACCGAGGUGUGCACGGUGGCGAUGUCAUACAUGCAAAUGUGCAUGUUCCGCGACACUUAUCUACGAAUACCCGAUCGGUGUACCACGUGUGCCAUGAUAAAUGGCAGUCAAGUGUCCGAGGGUCAUUUCGAGCGGCUGGAGGGCGAUAAAGUGCCACGAUCGGCCGAUGUGGUGUUCAUCGUUGAGGCGAAGAGCUGUAAUCGCGACAUGAAGCUAAACCUCAGCAUGGAGUUGCUGAUCACGCAACUCAGUAAGGAGUUGGACGAUCAAGGUCUCACGGGUAACCGAUGGUCCCUAGUAGCGUUCGGUGGCGACGGAGUGUAUGAUAGACCAAGAAGUAUAGUCCUCGAUGGACAGGUCUUCACGAAGAAUGUGCCACGCUUUGUUGAUUACUUUGAUUAUGUGCCGAUCGGCAGCGGUAGCCAAGAUAUCUUCGAAGCAAUCGGUUUUGCUUCGCGGCUCGUCUUCAGGGCUGGUGUGUCGAAGACCUUCAUAUUAAUACCGUGUUCGCAUUGCGAACCGGAAAACCAGACGCUGGAGUAUUCCGUAUUACACCAAGUACUACUGGAGCACGACAUCACUCUGCACAUACUGAUGGACGGCGAUUUUGAGUUCGAGAAGGAGAAGAUCAGUAAGAUUUUCUAUGGUUUAGACGCGGCCAAAUCAUACACGAAGAAAGAUUCCCGUGUCUUGAUCGGUGACGUCGAUUUAAGAAGGCAGGCUAAGCUCUCAAAGAACGUGCUAAGCUACUGCACGCCGCUGUCCCUGGAGACGAAUGGCACGAUAUUCAGCGGAAACAAGUUACGUCUUGAGAAAUCUGCCUCGAUCAAAAAGUUCGCGAGUGUUUUCUCUAAGAGAAUCGCUCUCACAGCCGAGCCGAAUAAAUGCCAAUUCUGCGAGUGCACUGCCGACAAUAACGGCGUCACGCAGAUGGAAUGCAUGCCAUGUAUAUACCCGACGCCCGUGCAUGUGGAUUACGUGAGCGAAACUUUUGAACUCAACGAGUCGCUCUCGAUGAUGCCACAGUUAGAUGAUGUAGAUUACGGCCAAAUCGAUAUAGAGAACGACUGAAAUAUAAUUAAGGAAACGCCGCACAGUUAGAUAAUACUAGAUGUUAAAUAACUCGCUGGUAUUAGCCGUAUUUAUUUAUACCUUAUAAUAUAGGUAAUAUACCUACCUCCCUUUCCAAUCCAAAAUUUAUUUUACAAUAAAUUGGAAUAUGAACCUGGUUUAUAUUAAGAAUAUCCAUUAAAAAUAUAUUUAAAAAAAUGAA
Molecule: messenger RNA, 13607 nt
Organism: Solenopsis invicta (red fire ant)
Lineage: Eukaryota; Metazoa; Arthropoda; Insecta; Hymenoptera; Formicidae
Gene: Apoltp
Exons: 21
Coding region: 560-13405 (4281 amino acids)
Biological process (GO): lipid transport
Molecular function (GO): lipid carrier activity
Source: RefSeq, a predicted model, not a curated record